AUGUUGACCACAGCUACGAUCCUCGUCCCCUUUUUGCUUGGUGGAUUCCAAGUCGUGAAGGCGGCACCGAAGCAGGUUAUUCAGUUGAGUCCGCAGGAGGGGCUGGAGAUUGUGUGCAAUGCGGGGAGGUCUACGACGGUGACGGUUACGAGGACGGUGGAGGUUGCGAGGACGGUUUCGGUGAUGGUUACCACGGGUGCACCGCAGGCUUCGGUUGGGGUGGUACGGAGUAGCUCCGGCUUGAGGGUGGUGUCGAGUAGUUCGAGGACUGGGACGGUGCCGUCGAGUACUGCUGGGUCUGUUGUUGGUGGUGGGGGUGGGAAUGGGACGGGGUUUAGGAAUGCGGUUUAUUUUACGAAUUGGGGCACCUACGGCAACAACUUCCAGCCUCAGGACUUGCCGGCCGACAGGAUCACGCAUGUGCUGUAUUCGUUUGCGGAUAUUGCUUCUAAUGGGGAGGUAUUCUCCUCAGACACCUACUCCGACCUCGAAAAGCGUUACCCGACCGACUCCUGGAACGACCAAGGCAACAACGCCUACGGCUGCGUCAAGCAGAUGUACCUCCUCAAGAAGAAGCACCGCCAGCUCAAGGUGCUGCUUUCCAUCGGCGGGUGGACGUACUCGCCCAAAUUCGCCCCCGUGGCUGCCACCGCCGCUGGCCGCAAAAGGUUUUGCUCUUCGGCGGUAAAGCUGGUCCAAGACUGGGGGUUUGACGGGUUGGAUAUCGACUGGGAGUAUCCCGCCUCUGCGACCGAAGCCGCUGAUUUUGUUUCGCUGCUGAAAGAGUGCAGAGAGGCCUUGGAUGAGUACUCUGCCAAGCACGCAAAGGGGUAUCACAUGCCUAUUACUAUUGCUUGUCCGGCGGGUCCGACGCAUUAUGGCCAGAUGGAUAUCCCACGGAUGGAUAAGUAUAUUGACGCGUGGCAUCUUAUGGCGUAUGACUAUGCCGGGUCGUGGGAUAGUGUCUCGGGGCAUCAGAGCAAUGUUUUCCUUAGCACGACUAACCCGAACUCUACAAAAUUCUCGACGGAGAAGGCGGUGAAUGAUUAUGUGGCCAAGGGGGUCGCGCCGGGGAAGAUUGUGCUGGGACUGCCGCUUUAUGGGAGGGGGUUUGAGGCUACGAGUGGGCCGGGGAGGCCGUAUAAUGGAAUUGGCGAGGGGUCGGCGCAGGCGGGGAUUUGGAAUUAUAAGGAUUUGCCUAGGCCGGGGGCGAAAGAGUUUUGGGAUGAGCAGGCGGUUGCGGCGUGGAGUUUUGAUGAGAGGAAGCAGGAGUUUAUUAGUUAUGAUACGGUUAGGAGUGCGGUGGAGAAGGUGAAGUAUUUGAAGGGGAAGGGGUUGGGGGGGACGGUGUUUUGGGAGGCGGCGGGGGAUAAGGUGAGGGAGGAGGAGAGUUUGGUGAGGACGGUGGUGAAGGAGUUUGGGGGGACGAAUAAGUUGGCGGGGGCUUUGAACCUGUUGAGUUAUCCAGUUAGUGAGUACGAUAAUAUUAGGGCGGGAAUGCCUUGA
Molecule: messenger RNA, 1506 nt
Organism: Podospora pseudocomata
Lineage: Eukaryota; Fungi; Ascomycota; Sordariomycetes; Sordariales; Podosporaceae
Product: Chitinase 4
Exons: 3
Coding region: 1-1506 (501 amino acids)
Biological process (GO): chitin catabolic process; carbohydrate metabolic process
Cellular component (GO): extracellular region
Molecular function (GO): chitin binding; chitinase activity
Source: RefSeq, a predicted model, not a curated record